Messenger RNA from Chrysochloris asiatica (Cape golden mole), 2911 nucleotides. It is a transcript of the gene PACS1, whose product is annotated as phosphofurin acidic cluster sorting protein 1. Gene Ontology annotation, molecular function: transmembrane transporter binding. Gene Ontology annotation, biological process: protein localization to plasma membrane. The record is from RefSeq and is a predicted model, not a curated record. The transcript has 24 exons. Bases 23 to 2911 code for a protein of 962 amino acids. Lineage: Eukaryota; Metazoa; Chordata; Mammalia; Afrosoricida; Chrysochloridae.
CUCCCCUCAACCCAUCUGGGCCAUGGCCGAGCGUGGUGGGACGGGCGGUGGUCCUGGAGGUGCUGGGGGCGGCGGCGGCGGCCAGCGGGGCUCUGGGGUCGCUCUGGCUCCACAGCAGCCACCGACGCCGCAGCAGCCGCCGCCGCAGCAGCCGACGCCCCCCAAACUGGCCCAGGCCACCACGUCGUCCUCGUCCACCUCAGCAGCAGCUGCCUCCUCCUCGUCCUCGUCCACCUCCACCUCCAUGGCCGUCGCCGUGGCCUCGGGCUCCGCGCCUCCCGGCGGCCCGGGGCCAGGUCGCACCCCCGCUCCAGUGCAGAUGAACCUAUACGCCACCUGGGAGGUGGACCGGAGCUCAGCCAGCUGCGUGCCCAGGCUGUUCAGCUUGACCCUGAAGAAGCUUGUCAUGCUCAAAGAAAUGGACAAGGAUCUUAACUCCGUGGUCAUUGCUGUGAAGCUGCAGGGUUCAAAAAGAAUUCUUCGCUCCAAUGAGAUCAUUCUUCCAGCUAGUGGGCUGGUAGAAACAGAGCUCCAGUUAACCUUCUCCCUUCAGUAUCCUCAUUUCCUUAAGCGAGAUGCUAAUAAGCUGCAGAUCAUGUUGCAAAGGAGGAAACGUUACAAGAACCGGACCAUCCUGGGCUAUAAGACCCUGGCUGUGGGACUCAUCAACAUGGCUGAGGUGAUGCAACACCCCAAUGAGGGUGCUCUGGUGCUCGGCCUACACAGCAACGUGAAGGACGUCUCCGUGCCCGUGGCAGAAAUAAAGAUCUAUUCCCUCUCCAGCCAGCCAAUAGACCAUGAAGGAAUCAAAUCCAAGCUGUCUGAUCGCUCUCCGGAUAUUGACAACUAUUCCGAGGAAGAGGAAGAGAGCUUCUCAUCAGAACAGGAAGGCAGCGACGACCCAUUGCAUGGGCAGGACCUGUUCUAUGAAGAUGAGGACCUCCGGAAAGUAAAGAAGACCCGCAGGAAGCUGACCUCCACCUCUGCCAUCACCAGGCAACCUAACAUCAAACAGAAGUUUGUGGCCCUCCUGAAGCGAUUUAAAGUCUCAGAUGAGGUGGGCUUCGGGCUGGAGCAUGUUUCACGGGAGCAGAUCCGGGAAGUAGAGGAGGACCUGGAUGAGCUAUAUGACAGCCUAGAGAUGUACAACCCCAGUGACAGCGGCCCUGAAAUGGAGGAGACCGAGAGCAUCCUGAGCACACCAAAGCCCAAGCUCAAGCCCUUCUUUGAGGGAAUGUCGCAGUCCAGCUCACAGACGGAGAUCGGAAGUCUCAACAGCAAGGGUAGCCUCGGAAAAGACACCACCAGCCCUAUGGAAUUGGCUGCUCUAGAAAAAAUCAGAUCUACUUGGAUUAAGAACACAGAUGACAGCUUGACUGAAACAGAGACUCUGGAGAUCACUGAUCAGGACAUGUUUGGCGACGGAAGCACCAGUCUUAUUGUUCCAGAAAAAGUGAAAACCCCCCUGAAGUCCAGCAAACCUGACCUCCAGGGCUCUGCCUCCCCCAGCAAAGUGGACAUGGCCCACACACCCCGGCAGAAGAGGAGCACCCCCCUGAAGGAGCGACAGCUCUCCAAGCCCCUGAGCGAGAGGACUAACAGCUCUGACAGUGAGCGCUCGCCCGACCUGGGCCACAGCACACAGAUUCCAAGGAAGGUGGUGUAUGACCAACUGAAUCAGAUCCUGGUGUCAGAUGCUGCCCUCCCAGAAAAUGUCAUCCUUGUGAACACCGCUGAUUGGCAGGGUCAGUACGUGGCAGAGCUGCUCCAAGACCAGCGGAAGCCCGUUGUGUGCACCUGCUCCACCGUGGAGGUCCAAGCCGUACUGUCAGCCCUGCUCACCCGCAUCCAACGCUACUGCAACUGCAACUCAUCCAUGCCACGGCCGGUGAAGGUGGCCGCGGUGGGAGGCCAGAGUUACCUGAGCUCCAUCCUCCGCUUCUUCGUCAAAUCCCUGGCCAGCAAGACCUCCGACUGGCUAAGCUACAUGCGAUUCCUCAUCGUUCCCCUUGGUUCUCAUCCUGUAGCCAAAUACCUGGGCUCAGUGGAUAGCAGAUACAGCAGUACCUUCCUUGAUUCCAGCUGGAGAGACUUGUUCAGUCGCUCAGAGCCCCCCGUGGCAGAGCAACUGGACGUGGUGGGACGUGUGAUGCAGUACGUCAACGGGGCGAGUGUGACACACCAGCUCCCCGUGGCUGAAGCCAUGCUGACCUGCAGGCAUAAGUUCCCUGACGAAGACUCCUAUCAGAAGUUUAUCCCCUUCAUCGGCGUGGUGAAGGUGGGUCUGGUGGAGGACUCUCCGUCAACGACAGGUGAUGGGGAUGACUCACCUGUGGUCAGCCUGACAGUGCCCUCUACAUCACCGCCAUCCAGCUCGGGCCUGAGCCGGGAUACCACAGCCACCCCUCCUUCCUCCCCAUCCAUGAGCAGCGCCCUCGCCGUCAUGGGCAGCCCCAACAGCCCUUACGGGGAUGUGAUCGGCCUCCAGGUGGACUACUGGCUGGGCCACCCGGGUGAGCGGAGGCGGGACGGCGACAAGAGGGACGCAAGCUCCAAGAAUACCCUCAAGAGUGUCUUCCUCUCGGUGCAGGUGUCCCGCCUGCCCCAUGGCGGUGAGGCCCAGCUUUCUGGCACCAUGGCCAUGACUGUGGUCACCAAAGAGAAGAACAAGAAAGUUCCCACCAUCUUCCUGAGCAAGAAGCCUCGAGAGAAGGAGGUGGACUCAAAGAGCCAGGUCAUCGAGGGCAUCAGCCGCCUCAUCUGCUCCGCCAAGCAGCAGCAGACCAUGCUGAGAGUAUCCAUCGAUGGAGUCGAGUGGAGUGACAUCAAGUUCUUCCAGCUGGCUGCGCAGUGGCCCACCCAUGUCAAGCACUUUCCAGUGGGACUGUUCAGUGCUAGCAAGACCACCUGA